AAAUGAAUACAUGUAAAAUAAAGAUGUAAGAAACUGUGAUACCUGAAAACUAAGGGACUGGAGGUUUUGAGGCAGCCUUACGACUCGGAAAGAUUCGGUCUUCCUGCGCCGAGCACCCUGCCCGUACAGAGAGACCCACGGAGGAGCGCCUGCGGUCGCCCGCUUACACGUAUUGGAAGAUGGGCGGAGCUCCCGCACCUCUAGGACUCACGGUCACCCCACUGACACGGUUCUGUGGCCCUCCUGCUGAAAGGAGCUCCACCCCUUUCUCCAAUAAGUGAAGACCGUCCCGAGCAGAGAGGCCUUGGCACAGAAUGGCAGCUGGAUGCGGCGCCGUCGCAGCCGACCGGAGCCACGAGGUCUGGAGCGGCAGCUCGUCCAUAGGAAGCGCGGAGCCGCAGUCGCCGAUGAGCCGGCCCGCUAUGCCAGCUGGCCCUCGGGACGACCUCCCAGCGAGCGAACGGCGCUGGACCGAGCACGCACGAGUUGAGAAUGUGCUCCGAGGCACGGCAGGGUCCUGGAAGGGGUGGCUGCAAACUGGCUGCCAGAGGUGUGACGCCCACCCUUUGGACUUGGAGGAGGAACUCGAGGACGUGAAGUGCAGGCGGCUGGUGCCCCAUGCAGUCGGGUGGAGCCGCCACGCAGGUGAGGAGCACCGUGCCCUCCGGCAGCAGCUGCACGCCAUGCACAAGCUCCUCAAACAACCCCAGCAGGGGCUCGUCCAGUCGCGCAGCGUCGGCAAAGACCUUGGAGAGGAUGGGCACGGGGACGAGCAGCAGCGCGAGUGCCAUCUCCAGGCACACCUGUGCAGUGAAUGCAGGGAAGGAGCGAGAACGGGACAGACUAAGCAGGCGGACAGCGUCCGCCACAUCAUCAUGUCUAACAAAGAGCAACAAGAGCUGUCAGGUGCUCUGAAACGAGAGCUCUCCAAGGCUGUCAGCAGAAGUGUGGACCUGGUCUUUGACAAAAUCUCCUCUGCGUUGGCCAAAGACUCCUCACGCCUGCUAGGGGGCGGAAAGAGGAAGUUCGAGGAAGUGUCCAGCAUCCGAGAACCGUCACUCACAGCGGACGAGGUCACAGCUCAGCCUCCAGAGCAUAAGGACACAGACAAGGUGCUGAUCCCUACAGAGCAGACUGAGGCGCUGUCUCUAGUCGUGCCCAAGCUCUGUUCCAUUCGCCACCGUGCUGAGGACCAGCAGGUACCUUACCAGAUGCCACCAUCACCAUAUAAAUGUGAACAUCGCGUUGCUUUUGGUGAGAACCAGCUUCUGGAGCACCUCCUCAGGUGUAGUGUCCACAGCGACCCCAGAAGCCCCCACUGUGGCCUCGCAGUGGGAGACGGGUCUCCGUCGCACUCGCUGGACAUACCCCAGCACCGUGACAAGGUGCGGUCCAAGCCAAGCUCCAGUGUGGGGACCCUUCCCACGCCCCUAGAGCGUCCCCGCAUCCCUCACAACAAAGCGGAGGAUGAGACACUGCAGAGGAGCCCCUGUGUGUCCCUCACCGAAGGUCUGAGCCCCAGCCACCUGAAGAAGGCUAAGCUGAUGUUCUUCUACACCCGCUACCCCAGCUCUAACGUUCUCAAGUGCUUCUUUCCUGAUGUGAAGUUCACCCGCUGUGUCACCUCACAGCUCAUUAAGUGGUUCAGCAACUUCCGUGAGUUCUACUACAUCCAGAUGGAGAGGUUUGCACGGCGAGCUGUGCUGGAAAGGGGCACGUCUGCAGAAGGCCUUUCCGUGUCGCGGGACUCGGAGCUCUUCCGAGCUCUCAAUGCGCACUACAACAAGGCCAAUGACUUCCAGGUGCCAGACAGGUUUCUCGAGGUUGCAGAAAUUACACUGAAGCAAUUCUUCAACUCCAUCUUACUGGCCAAGGACACGGACCCUUCCUGGAAGAAAGCAAUCUACAAGGUCAUCUGCAAACUGGACAGCGAUAUCCCCGAUUACUUCAAAUCUUUUGCUUGCUCAUAAAAACACAUGGCAUCAAGCACUUUCUGUAAUUUAUCAGUUGAAACGUGAACAUUAUGUUUAUUAUGUGCCACUAAUUCCACUAGUGUCCGUUAUGAUCUUUGCUGUAUUUCUCAACUGGCAGGUAACAGAACCGAUUGCUGUAACUUCCCAUUUUGAAAAUCUUCAUUUAGAUAAAACUCACAAAAGAGGCUUUUCUUAUCAUUCAACUUACAAGUAUAAAUCUAGCUAUGUUGCUGAAUAGGUGUACAUCUUUUCCAAACAGCGUUUGCUAAAUGAAUAAAUGUAAAUUUAAAAUGUAAAAGUAGUCACGUAACAAUUAGUAAAUUACAAAGAUGAAAUCAGGAGAAUACAGAAAUGAAAGGGCAUUUUUUCAGUGAGCAGACUUGAAAACUACUGACACCCACCAUUUGUUGGUGUUUGAGAAUCCCGUCAAUGGUUCAUAGCUAAAAUACCAGAACGCUGGACACUGUUAAAUUGUACUUGGUGAGAUACUGAAAUAACAUUCAUAUUGCAUAAUAUGUAUCUUAUUUACAGCUCAAACGAAAACUCAUACACAGGAAAAACAGACACGUUUGAGGGAAAGAAGAUUUUGUACUGUAUUUCACAUUCCAGUGUUUACAGGUCACUAUUUUGCUCUCCACCCGUGCAGUUAAACCACCCAAAGUAGCUGUGAUGCAUCCUGCUGAUAGAGUAAGUGGCCAAGAACUGUCAGUACAGGACUGGACUAAGAAAACUCACAAUAUGCCACAGAUUGCAAAGUUUCAUUUAAAAAGGGAAAAAUUCUGUAUUCUCUAUAUCCUAUACUGUAAGUGACAUCCAUUCACAACUUUGAAAAUCUAAUAUAUAAAUUGCACUGCAAAACCCUCCCCUUCAUGCAUCCACUUCAAAAUCUUAUUAAAAUCCCAAAGUCAAGACUGGAAGCUCUUAAUGGCUAAUGGUUUGCUCUGUGCUGAAAUCAUCUCUAUACACAUUGCCUCCUCAUGAUACAAAUGAUCAAGUUACACAUUUUUGAAAAUAAACUAUUCAUUUAUUUUUAAUAGA
Molecule: messenger RNA, 3011 nt
Organism: Scleropages formosus (Asian bonytongue)
Lineage: Eukaryota; Metazoa; Chordata; Actinopteri; Osteoglossiformes; Osteoglossidae
Product: prospero homeobox protein 1-like
Exons: 5
Coding region: 315-1970 (551 amino acids)
Biological process (GO): regulation of transcription by RNA polymerase II
Cellular component (GO): nucleus
Molecular function (GO): DNA-binding transcription factor activity, RNA polymerase II-specific; RNA polymerase II cis-regulatory region sequence-specific DNA binding
Source: RefSeq, a predicted model, not a curated record